CUUUGCACUGACAUCCAGAUACUGACGGGUUCUUUUAUAUUUACUGUAUUUACUUUGGCAAGUACAAGUUAUAUUUUAACUAAGUGAUGAUUUCUACUUGAGCCUCGGCAAGAGCAGUGGGAACACGACUUGAAAGGAAAAGCUGUUUUCACCAGGAUGUCCAUGAAACUGCCUGCAGUUCUGUUGCUGCUUCAGCUGAGUAGUUACUUCGGUUCUGGGAGCUGUGGAAAGGUGCUGGUGUGGCCCAUGGAAUUCAGUCACUGGACCAAUUUAAAGACAAUACUGGACGUACUUGUCCAAAAGGGUCAUGAGGUGAUCGUUUUGAGACAUUCAUCUUCCCUUUCUCUUGAUGUGGAGAAGGAAUCUGGUAUUCAAUUUGAGGAUUAUCCCUCAUCACUAUCUAUAGGUGACAUGGAGUAUAUUUUUACAAAAGGACUCUACAAAGUUAUUUAUGAGCUACCAAAAGAAUCAAUUUGGACUUAUUUUUCAGUGUUGCAAGAAAUUCUAUGGGAAGAGGCUGGAUAUAUGGAAAUACUCUGUAAAGAUUUAGUUCUGAAUAAGAAACUUAUGUCAAAACUCCAAGAGUCAAGGUUUGAUGUCAUUCUGGCAGAUGCUUUCAUGCCCUGUAGUGAGCUGAUUGCAGAGCUCCUGCACGUCCCCUUUGUGUACACCCACCGCUUAUUUCCUGGCUACACAUAUGAAAAGUACAGCGGAGGACUUUCCUUUCCUCCCUCCUAUGUUCCCAUUGCACUGUCACAGUUAAGUGAUCAAAUGACCUUCAUGGGGAGGGUGAAAAACAUGCUAUAUGUGAUUUAUUUUGACUUUUGGUUUCAAGAAUUUAAUGAGAAGAAAUGGAAUCAGUUUUACAGUGAAGUAUUAGGAAGACCGACUACUUUACCUGAGACAAUGAGCAAAGCAGACAUAUGGCUCAUUCGAACGUACUGGGACUUGGAAUUUCCUCGCCCAUCCUUACCCAACAUCGAUUUCAUUGGAGGGCUCCACUGCAAACCUGCCAAACCUCUGCCUAAGGAAAUGGAAGACUUCGUGCAGAGCUCUGGAGAACAUGGAGUUGUGGUGUUUUCUCUGGGGUCGAUGGUCAGUAACAUGACAGAAGACAGAGCCAAUGCGAUUGCAUCAGCCCUUGCUCAAAUUCCGCAAAAGGUUGUGUGGAGAUAUGAUGGCAAGAAACCAGCCACUCUAGGACCCAACACUCAGCUGUACAAAUGGAUCCCUCAGAAUGACCUUCUUGGUCACCCAAAAACUAAAGUGUUCGUAACUCACGGUGGAACCAAUGGCAUCUACGAAGCAAUCUACCACGGGGUCCCUAUGGUGGGCAUUCCUCUGUUCUGGGAUCAAGGUGAUAAUAUUGCCCACAUGAAGGCCAAGGGAGCAGCCAUUGCACUGGAUUUCAUCACAAUGUCAAGUACAGAUUUGGUCAAUGCAAUGAAGACAGUCAUUAAUGAUCCUUCCUAUAAAGAGAAUGCCAUGAGGUUAUCAAGAAUUCACCAUGACCAGCCAGUGAAGCCCCUGGACCGAGCAGUCUUCUGGGUUGAGUUUGUCAUGCGCCACAAAGGGGCCAAGCACCUGCGGGUUGCGGCCCAUGACCUCUCCUGGUUCCAGUACCACUCUUUGGAUGUGAUUGGGUUCCUGCUGGCCUGUGUGGCCACUGUGAUAUUCAUCAUCACAAAAUGUUGUCUCUGUUUUUGCAAAAAGUGUUCAAAAGCAGGAAAGAAGAAAAAAAGUGAGUAGCUGUUAAUUAAGUGUACCUUCGUCUGAAACUGGGAGUCCUGAUAGAUAGACCUCCUCCAGUUUAUUCCAACAAGAAGAGAUUAUGGUGCCGGAUUCCUUCCUCCUGUGACAAAUUUGUACAAAUUACUUUUUCAAGUCAAAUUUUAUUUUCCAUGGGUAGGACCCCCCUGUUUAUGAGUUAGAAAUAUGUCAGGUCAAAGAGAAAUGAAAGUUAAAAUAACACUGAGAUUGCAUCUCAGUGGAAAGAAUGGCUAUCAUCAAGAAAUCAACCA
Molecule: messenger RNA, 2021 nt
Organism: Chinchilla lanigera (long-tailed chinchilla)
Lineage: Eukaryota; Metazoa; Chordata; Mammalia; Rodentia; Chinchillidae
Product: UDP-glucuronosyltransferase 2B31-like
Exons: 6
Coding region: 157-1749 (530 amino acids)
Molecular function (GO): UDP-glycosyltransferase activity
Source: RefSeq, a predicted model, not a curated record